AUCUGGAACCAAUAGUUUUUAUUAUAAAAAUUAAAAAAAAAUUAAGAUACCAAACAAUUUAUAAUUAAAUAUUUGUCAAGCAAAAAUAUUUUAUAUAAAGAUAUUUUCUAAACUAUUUCUAAGAUAUGAGUGUUUUAAAAAAAAUUAACACAAUAAUAAGUAUAUAUUUUGAUGAAAAUAUUUGACAUAUAAAAAUACCUUGAUGUAUGAUUUAACUAUUUGAAAACAUAAAUAAUAACUUAUUAUGUGGAUUUUAGAUUAGUAAGACAUAAACUAAUAAAAGAAUUAUGUCCGCAUGUGCAUGCUUAACACCUAGUUAUUACAUUCUUCAUGAUUUAUACAUACGCAUUCAUACGGACUAUAUAUAUGCUAAAAUCAUAAGUAACCCUCGAUUCUGUGUUUGACAUUUCAUGCCUUCGUUUUCUUUAGAAUAAAGUGCAAGUGUGCAAGUGCAACUUACAAAGUAAACUGACAAUUAAUCAAAGAUUGGAUGAUUAACCUUUUCUUGGGUUAGAUUCUGAUAACACUUUCAUUUAUUGAACAUAUUCUUCUCUGGAUAAUGCUUUAUCAGAAGAAGAUGCAUCAAAUAAGAAAACAUAUGGCGUGACCACACACUCACUACGCAUAUCAAAAAGAAAAAUGAAUCUAGUCUUUCCUUGUCUCGAAGUUAUUUACCCGACACAAGGAUCCAUAUCGGUUGGUUACUGUCGCAUUGGUAAUAGAUGUGUGACCUUAUUCUUAUAACAACCGUCCAAUGGUCGUGCAUGUGAUGGUCCCAGUCUGCUCUUUUAGAUCUACGCCGCUCUAUUAAUAAUAACUGACAACACAAGUAGAUAUUUUCAUUAUUUAAAUCUACUAGUAAUAUGAGUCAUUGUUCUUCCUUUUUAGUUUUCCCAAAGAUGUAAUUGUCAAACAGACAACACUAAACAUCGAUCGUUUUCAACUCGGAUUACACAGUCAGCAAUCAUAUCCGAAUCAUGAAAUAGGGGGUAAUAACGUAUACGUAAGCUAUAUGAUUAUCAUUUCUUCCUUAAAUAAAACAUGCAUGUUUCAGAUGGUUGAAAAAAGAGGGUAUGAUGUUUAAGGUUUAUGCCAUGCAAUUCCACGUAAAUACGCGUAUCUGUUCUUCGAGAAAAUAGAAAUCAAUUAGCAUUUUCAUAUUUAUAGUUUAAUGUACCAAGAUAAAGAUGCAUAUCUUACUUUUUGUUUUUUUUUUCUUCGCAUUUUCAGAAUGGGUAAAUAAAGUUAUGACGUCUGAGUAGUAAAAGAAAGAAAAGAAAUACGUGGUAAAUAAAACAAAAAAAAUGAGUUAAUUUAAAAAGUACUAAAAAAAGUUGAAUAUUAAGGAUCUGCCUAAACUUGGGGGGGGAAAUAGUGAUGAUGGAGUGAGCAAAACUUGGGGGAAAUGUGGAUAGAUCACUAAAUAGGGUAAAUGUUGUGGGUAGGGGGUGCAAAUACUCUAAAAGUUGAUGGGGACACGUCAUCAUUUACGUUCUUCUAUAAAUAACUCAUUGUUUACGCUUCACUUGUUCAACUAAGGAGAUCUUGCGAAUCGUGACUCGUGAGUCUCGAGGUUUCAUUAUUUUUCUUCGAUUUGAUUUUUGCAACAAUGACGGUUGGUGCCGGAAUCAGCGUCAGCAACUCCGACUUGGUGGUGUUCGGACACCGUGUUCUUCGCGGCGUGCCGGAGAAUGUUGUGGUCACUCCUGCUUCAGGGAACUCGUUGAUCGACGGAGCUUUCAUCGGCGUCUCGUCGGACCAAACCGGAAGCCACCGUGUCUUCCCCUUAGGGAAACUCGAAGAGUUGAGGUUUAUGUGUGUGUUCCGAUUCAAACUAUGGUGGAUGACGCAGAGAAUGGGGACUCACGGGAAGGAGAUUCCUUUCGAGACUCAGUUUCUAAUCGUAGAAGCUAACGGCGGUUCUGAUUUGGAAGGAGAUCACCCUGCCUCCUACGUUGUGUUCUUGCCCAUCCUCGAAGGAGAUUUUCGAGCUGUUCUUCAAGGCAACCAAUCGAAUGAGCUUGAGAUUUGUCUUGAAAGCGGUGAUCCUACCGUUGACCAAUUCAAGGGGGAUCAUUUGGUUUUUGUGGCUGCUGGCUCUGACCCUUUUGAUGUCAUCACCAAAGCUGUCAAGGCUGUUGAACAGCAUCUUCAGACAUUUUCACACCGCGAGAGAAAGAAAAUGCCAGAUAUGUUGAACUGGUUCGGUUGGUGCACAUGGGAUGCCUUCUACACCAAUGUCACGGCCAGUGACGUCAAGCAAGGUCUUCAAAGCCUUGAAGCCGGUGGGAUUCCCCCAAAAUUUGUCAUUAUUGAUGAUGGAUGGCAAUCUGUUAGCAUGGAUGAUACCGGUGUUGAAUUUAACGCUGAUAAUGCUGCUAAUUUCGCCAACAGAUUAACACACAUCAAGGAGAAUUACAAGUUUCAGAAGGAUGGGAGAGAGGGCCACCGAGUGGAGGACCCUGCCUUGAGUCUUAGACAUGUUAUCACAGACAUUAAGAGUAACAACUCGCUCAAGUAUGUUUACGUUUGGCAUGCGCUAACAGGGUACUGGGGAGGAGUCAAACCUGGCGUUUCGGGUAUGGAGCAUUACGAAUCAAAGGUCUCGUAUCCAGUUUCUUCACCAGGAGUUAUGUCCAACCAGAACUGUGAAUCUCUAGAAAGCAUUACUAAGAAUGGACUCGGUUUGGUGAACCCUGAGAAAGUCUUUACCUUCUACAACGACCUUCACUCCUACCUUGCAUCCGUUGGGAUCGAUGGUGUCAAAGUCGACGUCCAAAACAUUCUGGAAACUCUUGGAGCUGGACAUGGCGGUCGUGUCAAACUAGCAAAGAAGUAUCACCAUGCUUUGGAAGCCUCCAUCUCAAGAAACUUCCCUGACAAUGGUAUUAUAUCUUGCAUGAGCCAUAACACAGAUGGUCUCUACAGCGCAAAAAAGACGGCUGUUAUAAGGGCAUCAGACGAUUUCUGGCCUAGGGAUCCUGCCUCGCACACCAUCCACAUUGCUUCUGUUGCAUAUAACACACUUUUCCUUGGCGAGUUUAUGCAGCCGGAUUGGGACAUGUUCCAUAGUUUGCAUCCAAUGGCUGAAUAUCAUGCAGCAGCUCGAGCGGUUGGUGGAUGUGCCAUUUACGUCAGCGACAAACCAGGACAACAUGACUUCAACCUCUUAAGGAAGCUAGUCCUUCCAGACGGUUCCAUCCUCAGGGCAAAGCUUCCAGGAAGACCAACCAGUGAUUGCUUCUUCAGUGAUCCAGUCAGAGACAAUAAAAGUCUUAUGAAAAUAUGGAAUCUAAACGACUUCACGGGAGUUAUUGGAGUGUUCAACUGCCAAGGAGCCGGGUGGUGUAAGAAGGAGAAGAGAUACAUGAUCCAUGACCAACAACCUGGGACCAUUUCUGGUUAUGUCAGAACUAAUGAUGUUCAUUACCUCCACAAAGUAGCAGCCUUUGAAUGGACAGGUGACUCCGUCGUCUAUUCCCAUCUCAGAGGUGAAUUAGUGUAUCUCCCCAAAGGUACAUCUUUACCAAUCACGUUGAAGUCACGUGAGUAUGAAGUUUUCACGGUGGUUCCGGUGAAAGAAUAUUCUAAUGGAACCAAGUUCGCUCCGGUGGGGCUAAUAGAGAUGUUUAAUUCUGGAGGAGCUAUUGUGAGCUUAAGAUGCGAUGAUGAUGGGACUAAUUGUGUGGUAAAGAUGAAACUAAGAGGAAGUGGUUUGGUUGGGGUAUACUCGUCUGUUGGACGACCACGGAGUGUUACGGUGGACUCUGAGGAAGUGGAGUACCGGUGUGAUGGGGAAUCCGGAAUGGUAACAUUUACAUUAGGAGUACCGGAGAAGGAAUUGUAUCUUUGGGACGUGGUCAUCCAGCUUUGAAUUGGUAGGAUCGGUAUUCGUAGACAAGAGCAAGCUCGCUCUCUCAUUAAUUUAUUGGUUUCACUGUAUCGAUUCAUAUUGUAACGUAUUGGUUUAUGUUAUCCUGUAUCAGCUAUCUCUACUCUAAUAAAAGGGGUUGGGCAAAGAGAGUUUUGUAAUUGAGUCUCUCUUCUUUCCGGCUAUCCUGUAGAUGCCAUAAGUAUCUGUUUUUUAGUGUGUGUGUUUCUUAUGAGGAUGUUGCAAUAUUCACUUUACCUGUUUAUGCUAUAUGAUCAGUACCACAUUAUAAUGUGA
This is a messenger RNA of Brassica rapa (field mustard), 4168 nucleotides long. Its product is annotated as probable galactinol--sucrose galactosyltransferase 1. Lineage: Eukaryota; Viridiplantae; Streptophyta; Magnoliopsida; Brassicales; Brassicaceae. The record is from RefSeq and is a predicted model, not a curated record.